AUGUUUUUGGGAAACUUCAUAUUUAUAAUCUGUAUCUGGACGGUGAAAGGAGAUCUCUUCAGCAAAGCCACUAGAAGUCGUGAUGAUGAGAAGGAUAUAAGGAAUAGUGUUUACGACUUUAUUAUAGUCGGCGGUGGCACAGCUGGCUGUGUACUAGCUAAUAGACUGUCAGCUAAUCAAGAUUGGAAGAUUCUUGUACUGGAAGCAGGCGAAGAUGAAAGUAUUGACUAUGACAUCCCAGGUGUACCAACUAAAGACUUUCGACCGAUAUUAUGGAACUAUAGAACGGAUAGGAAUGGCUUUUCGUGCUUGUCCAGACCUGGUGGUAGUUGCGAAGUUAAAACUGGAAAAGUCUUAGGUGGUUCUAGUGUCACGAAUGAUAUGAAAUAUACGAGAGGGUACAAGAAGGAUUACGAUGCCUGGCAUACAAAUGGAGAAAUGGGUUCUUUGGAAUGGAAGUUUGAGAACCUUCUAGAAUAUUUCAAAGCCUCUGAGGAUAACGGUGACUAUGAUGUUUUGAUGAAUUCAUUCUAUCACGCCCGAGGAGGAGAAAUGCAUGUGCAAAAAUUCAAAUACACAGAUCGUGUGAUGGAAGUAUUUUUAGGCGCGUUUGCGGAGUUAGGCCUUCGAACAAUGGACAUAAACACGAACAUAGUCGAAGCAGUUGUCAACAACCAAUUCACGAUUUUCAACAAUACAAGACAAAGUACAAACAGUGCCUUUCUAAAACCCGUGCGACACAGAAAGAAUCUUACUGUCAAAACAGGCGUUACUGUCACAAAAAUAAUGAUCGAUCCCCAAGAAAAGAUUGUCGAAGGUGUUUGGUACGAAAUAGAGAAAGGAAAAGAACAGCCGGCCUAUGCGAAGAGAGAAAUCAUUUUGACAGCAGGAGCGAUUAAUAAUGUUAAGUUGCUGCAUUUAUCUGGAAUAGGUCCUAGAGAAGAGUUAGCUAAAUAUAACAUUACCACUUUUAUUGACCUACCUGUUGGCUAUAAUUACCAAGACCAAGUGACGACUGGUGGUUUAGCUUUUACAAUGAGUGAAGUUAAACCUGUAAGCGAGUCUGAGGUUAUUGAAGAUUUUAAAACCUGGUUCCAAAGUCGCAAUGGCCCUUUGGCAUCUCGUGGAAUCAAUCAGAUCUCGGCAUUCAUACAACUGUUUGAAAACAAAGCUGCUCCAGACGUAGAAUUAGCUUUAGAAGGAAAUUAUGUGCGGAGUGAUAAAUUUAUGCUUACGAAUAUAAGCAUACAUACAGCGGAAGAAACAAAUAUGCCAUUGGCUUAUUACAACUUGAUAUUACUGAAUCCAGUAUUACUAAAACCAAAAAGUAUUGGUAGAAUUACGUUAAAUAAAAGAAACCCGAAAUAUGGUCGACCGGUAAUACAAGCUAACUUACUGAAAGAAUCACAGGACCUGGAUGCUAUAGUAGAUAGUAUAGAUGUUGCUCUUCAGUUAUUAAAUACGAAUGAAAUGAAACGAGCUGAGAUUAAGUUAGCACCGAUUGACAUGUUUCCUUGUGACAAACUGCAUAAUAGAGAUCAAUGGAAUUGUAUUGCUAGACAUUAUACUAAAGCGAUUGGUAAUCCAAUUGGUACAUGUAGAAUGGGUUACAAUAGCACAAAUUCUGUUGUAACCUUUAACUUUAGAGUACAUGGCAUUGAGAGACUAAGAAUAAUGGACGCGUCAGUAAUGCCUACACAUGUAAGAGGAGGUAUUUAUGCACCUACAGUAAUGAUAGCAGAAAAGGGAGCAAAGCUCAUAUUAAAGGAUUGGCAAGAAAACAAAAGUCGUUAUCCUUCUGGACGGUGA
Messenger RNA from Leptosia nina, 1809 nucleotides. The record is from the annotation of a GenBank genome assembly. NCBI's taxonomy places the organism in Eukaryota, Metazoa, Arthropoda, Insecta, Lepidoptera, Pieridae.